UUCCAAUCCGCCAGAUGCCGCUUUUUAAAUUUUGUUAGCGAGACUGUUGUCAAAAAGCAGCAGUAAACGGAACGACGUCGUGGUGGUGGAAGGCCCGAAUACCGAGUGUCGUGUUCUACCUCAGGUUUCAUUUUAAAUCUUCAAACGACAAUUUUAUCGUCUAAUUAAGUGUCGGAGUAACUUUAGUGCGGUUACAUUUGAAGGCAACGCAAACAAUUGGUGGUGAUUGUACCUCGUAGCUUAGCUAGCAGUUUCCCCUCUGCCGCUUUAGCUAGCUUAUCGGUUUUAAACCAACCCUCCCCCAUUUUUUUAAAACAAGCACUUUCGUUCAAAAUGAGCGCCGGAACCGGGAAGCCGGCGAACCCGUCGACACACGUCGACCCCAAGACUGCUCCCCUCAAGGAGAUCCCCGAAGUCCUGGUCGACCAGAGAACCAUGAGACGCUACACGCGGGGCCGCUUCCUCGGCAAGGGAGGCUUCGCCAAGUGCUACGAGAUAACCGACGUGGAAAGCAAGCAGGUGUUCGCCGGCAAGAUAGUUCCUAAAUCGCUGAUCCUCAAGCAGCACCAGCGGGAGAAGAUGACCUCGGAGAUCACCAUCCACAAGAGCCUCCACCAUGCCAACAUCGUCGGCUUCCACGGCUUCUUCGAGGACGACGACUUUGUCUUUGUGGUGCUGGAGAUCUGCAGGAGAAGAUCGUUGCUGGAGCUGCACAAACGUCGCAAGGCGGUGACGGAGCCCGAGGCGCGCUACUACAUGAUGCAGCUGCUCAAAGGCGUGCAGUACCUGCACGACAACAAAGUCAUCCACAGAGACCUCAAACUGGGAAACGUCUUCCUCAACGACGACAUGGACGUCAAGAUCGGUGACUUCGGAUUGGCAACCAAGAUCGAGUUUGACGGCGAGCGGAAGAAGACUCUGUGCGGGACGCCCAACUACAUCGCCCCCGAGGUUCUCUGCAAGAAGGGGCACAGCUUUGAGGUGGACGUCUGGUCCCUCGGAUGUAUACUGUACACGUUGUUGGUGGGCAAGCCGCCGUUUGAGACGUCGUGCUUGAAGGAGACAUACAACCGCAUCAAGAAGAACAGCUACACCAUCCCAUGGCACAUCAACCCAGCGGCCACGUCUCUCAUCAAGCGGAUGCUACACGCCGACCCCGGCCAGCGCCCCACCAUCGGCGAGAUGCUCGCGGACGAGUUCUUCGCCACCGGCUACAUCCCGCAGCGCCUGCCCACCACCUGCCUCACCGUGCCGCCACGCUUCUCCAUAGCACCCUCCACCGCCGUCGACCCCGCCCAGAGGCGACCUCUGAGCGCCAUCAACAACAAAGGCGGAUCAGAGAAGGUGGAAGCCAAGGAUGAGCAGCUUCCAAGGGACGCGGCGCCUUCAGAACACCUGAAGGACAUGCUACAGCAGCUGAAAAGCAUCAUGGCCGCCAAACCCUCAGAGAGACCCCUCGUUCGCCAAGAGGAAGCGGAGGAUCCCGCCUGCAUCCCCAUCUUCUGGAUCAGCAAGUGGGUGGACUACUCGGACAAAUAUGGAUUAGGAUACCAGCUGUGUGACAACAGCGUGGGUGUGCUCUUCAACGACUACACGCGCCUCAUCAUGUACGCCGACGGCGACAGCCUGCAGUACAUCGAUAAAGCCACGGCAGAGUCGUACAUGAGCAUGCGCUCGUACCCGCCCGCGCUCAACAAGAAGAUAACGUUGCUCAAGUACUUCCGCAACUACAUGAGCGAGCACCUGCUGAAGGCCGGCGCCAACAUGGCGCGGCGGGAAGGCGACGAGCUGGCGCGUCUGCCCUACCUGUCCCUGUGGUUCCGCACAAAGAGCGCCAUCGUGCUGCACCUCAGCAACGGAACCGUGCAGAUCAACUUCUUCCAGGACCACACCAAGCUGAUCCUGUGCCCGCUGAUGGGGGCCGUGACCUACAUCGACCAGAAGCGGGACUUCCGCACGUACAAGCUGUCCCUGCUGGAGGAGUUUGGCUGCAGCAAGGAGCUGGCCAGCCGCAUGCACUACGCCAAGCUGAUGGUGGAGAAGCUGAUGGACAGCAUCCCCGCCGCCCACUAGGGGGGGGCGCCUCUCCAAACCUCGCCUUUUAUCUCCUUUCUGCCUGUUCUUCGCUGUUUUGGAACCACAUUGCAGCCUUUCAUCUCUCAUUUCUGUACAUUCCCUCUACUCAUUCUCUCUACUUCACUUUUUAAAUUCCUAUAUUUUAAAUGUUUCAUGUUUUCUAUUCAGAUGUAUGAACUCUACAUACUGAAUGUAUGUUGUAAAAUUAAUUUCUACCAGAGUUUAAAUAAAGUU
Messenger RNA from Doryrhamphus excisus (bluestripe pipefish), 2310 nucleotides. RefSeq names its product polo-like kinase 1 (Drosophila) (gene plk1). Gene Ontology annotation, biological process: mitotic spindle organization; protein phosphorylation. Lineage: Eukaryota; Metazoa; Chordata; Actinopteri; Syngnathiformes; Syngnathidae. Gene Ontology annotation, cellular component: centrosome; nucleus; cytoplasm. Gene Ontology annotation, molecular function: protein serine/threonine kinase activity; protein binding; ATP binding. The record is from RefSeq and is a predicted model, not a curated record.